Cynocephalus volans (Philippine flying lemur) is the source of this 1972-nucleotide messenger RNA. It is a transcript of the gene TBC1D19, whose product is annotated as TBC1 domain family member 19. Lineage: Eukaryota; Metazoa; Chordata; Mammalia; Dermoptera; Cynocephalidae. Bases 94 to 1674 code for a protein of 526 amino acids. The record is from RefSeq and is a predicted model, not a curated record. The transcript has 21 exons.
GAGAAGUGUCACUGGCCCUGAGUGGGACCCGGUAGCCUGUUCUCCCCGAACCGGCGGCCUGUCCCCGCGGCUUGGCGGGCUAGGGCAGGGGAAAUGUUUCAGGAGGAGUCGGAUUUGUCUCUCAUUAUUGCCCAGAUAGUCCAGAAGCUCAAGGGCUCCAAUUUGUACGCUCAGCUGGAACGGCAGGCCUGGGCCAGUCUUCAGAGACCUGAGAUUAAACUUGAAUCAUUAAAAGAAGAUAUUAAGGAAUUCUUUAAAAUAUCAGGUUGGGAAAAGAAACUUCAAAAUGCUGUUUAUAGUGAACUGAGUGUGUUUCCUUUACCUAGUCAUCCUGCUGCACCUCCUGAACAUCUUAAAGAACCUUUGGUAUACAUGAGGAAAGCACAGGGAAGUUGGGAAAAAAGAAUUUUGAAGAGUUUAAAUAGUAUGUGCACUGAACUGAGUAUCCCAUUGGCACGAAAGAGGCCAGUUGGAGAACAGAAAGAACUUCUCAAUAAAUGGAAUGAAAUGGGAACCGAUGAGCCAGAUUUAAGCCAUUUCAGACCUGUUUAUGCACCUAAGGAUUUUCUUGAGGUAUUAAUUAAUCUUCGCAACCCAAAUUAUGAAAAUGGUGAUUCUCUUAGUUUCAGGACUCAUUUGGGUUUAAUCCAAGUUCCUCUGAGAGUAAAAGACAUCCCUGAAUUGAAAGAAUGCUUUGUAGAACUUGGCUUAAAUACAGGACAACUGGGUAUAGAUGAUUCUACACAAGUGCCUCCUGAGCUUUUUGAAAAUGAGCAUGUGCGUAUUGGGCAAAAAGUUCUAGCAGAACAAGAUAGCGCUGCUGCUCAGCAGUAUGUCAGACAAGGAAGUCCCACAGCACUGAGAGCUGAAUUGUGGGCUCUCAUUUUGAACAUUUCCAGUCAGCCUGAGGAUAUCUUGUAUUAUGAGCAGCUUAAGACCAAUGUGAUACAACAUGACCUUUUGGUGGAUAGUCUAAUUUAUAAAGAUGUGAAGUUGACAGCAAGCAAUGAUGAUUAUUAUUUUGUAUUUGAAGAUUAUUUAUAUCAGGUAUUACUUUGUUUUUCCCGGGAUACAACUGUGUUGAGUCACUUUGCGUACAACAGUGCUUCACCACCGAAAUCAUACAUAAGAGGAAAGCUAGGACUAGAAGAAUAUGCCGUCUUUUAUCCACCAAAUGGUGUAAUCCCUUUUCAUGGAUUUUCAAUGUAUGUUGCACCGCUUUGUUUUCUAUACCACGAACCUUCCAAACUGUAUCAGAUAUUUCGUGAGAUGUAUGUGCGUUUUUUCUUCAGACUCCAUUCCAUCUCUUCUCAUCCUUCUGGUAUUGUAUCACUCUGUUUGCUGUUUGAAACUCUUCUUCAAACUUAUCUCCCCCAACUCUUUUAUCAUCUACGAGAAAUUGGGGCUCAACCACUUCGCAUAUCAUUUAAGUGGAUGGUUCGAGCUUUCUCUGGAUACUUAGCUACAGAUCAACUCUUGCUUUUGUGGGAUAGAAUCCUUGGAUACAACUCUCUUGAAAUUCUUGCUGUCCUGGCAGCUGCCGUGUUUGCUUUCCGAGCAGUGAACCUGAUGGAGGUGACAUCACUGGCUGCAGCUGAAGCAGUUCUUGCUGACCUUUCUACUUUAAAAGUUAUGCCUCUUCUUCAAAUUUUUCUGUUUGCUACUGUCACCUGAUCUUCUUCAAGGUCACUGACAACACAUCUAAUUUUCCAUUAGAAGCUAAUCAUGAACUAUGCAAACUCUGCAUAAAACCAAAAUUAAACUUUGCAUAUACGCCAAUAAAGAUCAUGUUCCCUCCUCAGUUAAACCUAAGUAGUUUUUCACUUUUUGAAACAAUAACUUUGCACACCAAAUAUUGCAUUGCAUGCUGCUGAUUUUCAAGAGAAGGGAUUCUGCUAGAUUAAGCAUAAUAUAUAUAUAUAUGUAAUUCUGACUUGUAAAAGGCAUGAACAAUAUAUGCAAUAAGAGCUAA